AUGGUAGAAAAAGGGCUUGUUGAAGGAGUAGAGCUUGAUAGCUCCUCCACGCCCGAGUUUUGCGAAGCCUGUGCGAAAGCCAAGGCAAUACAUCAUCUAUUCCCUGAGGAAACCAAAACCUGGGCACUCACCUAUGCAGAACUUGUCCAUACUGAUCUGUGGGGU
Suillus subalutaceus is the source of this 165-nucleotide messenger RNA. RefSeq lists its product as uncharacterized. The transcript has a single exon. The record is from RefSeq and is a predicted model, not a curated record. The annotation marks the transcript as partial. NCBI's taxonomy places the organism in Eukaryota, Fungi, Basidiomycota, Agaricomycetes, Boletales, Suillaceae.